Messenger RNA from Pediculus humanus corporis (human body louse), 1227 nucleotides. RefSeq names its product U2 snrnp auxiliary factor, small subunit, putative. Gene Ontology annotation, biological process: mRNA splicing, via spliceosome. Gene Ontology annotation, molecular function: metal ion binding; pre-mRNA 3'-splice site binding. The record is from RefSeq and is a predicted model, not a curated record. Gene Ontology annotation, cellular component: spliceosomal complex; U2AF complex. The transcript has 2 exons. Bases 1 to 1227 code for a protein of 408 amino acids. Lineage: Eukaryota; Metazoa; Arthropoda; Insecta; Psocodea; Pediculidae.
AUGACAAAUACGGUUUGUAAGUUAUCUCAUAAAGAGUGGAGAAAAAUAGCCAAGAAACUACGUAGAAAAAAAAUACGACAACAUUUAGCCGAACUUAGAAAAGCUGAAUUAAAAUUGCUAGAAAGUUCUCCUUCUUAUCAGUUACAAUUAGAAAAACAACGUCUCUUCGAAGAAUACGAAGCAGAAAAAGAAACCAAAGAAAGAGAGGAAGCACAUGAGAAAUGGUUAAAAGAAGAAGAGAGAGCUCAAAAACAAUGGAGAGAAGAACAGAGACUUAAAAAUUUAGCUGAAUUGGAAAGACUGAAAGAGCAGGAAAAAAUAAGGGAAGAAUGGGAAAAAGAACAGAAAAAAAUAAAAGAAGAAAAAGAAAAAUUAGAAGCAUUGAAAAAAGAAGAAGAAAAAAGACGACAAGAAACAUUAAAUAGAAUAAAUGAUUUCAUUCAAAAUGGUGGUGAUAUACCUUUGGAAUUGCAGGCUGUUAGCGAAACGAAUCCUGGAAAGGAAAUGUGUUUGUUCUUCAAUAAAGUCGGUGCUUGUCGUUUUGGUAAUCAAUGUUCUAGAAAUCAUCAGCAUUUUAAAAUUAGUAACACACUGUUGGUAUCAAACUUUUAUUCUCAUUUUACAUUAGAGCAAAAUAAAUCUUCGGAAUAUGACACAGACAUAAUUUUAGAAUAUGAAGAUUCAGAUAUGUAUUCACAUUUCAAAGAAUUUUACACUGAUAUUGUACCUGAAUUUAAAAAAUUUGGUGACUUGACAAUGGUUAAAGUUUGUUGUAACUCUGAGCCGCAUUUAAGGGGCAAUGUAUAUAUAGAAUAUAAGCAUAAAAAAGAUGCACUUUUGGCAUAUAAAGAAUUUCAAGGCAGGUGGUAUGGUGAUUGGGGAGGUGCUGUUUGUGGAGAUUUUGCCAGGCGCAGAUGUCUCAAAGGAAAAUCUUGUAAUUUUCUUCAUGUAUUUAGAAAUCCGAAAAACGAAUAUCCAAUAGAUUGGUAUAAACAUAAAUCUAAUUAUGGUCAUUCUCUAAGUGACAAACUUGAUGACACUUUCGAUAAUAAUAAUUAUAAAAGAAAUUGGAGGUGGUCAGAGAGUCCAGAAUCUUCUCCGAAGAGACAAAAAGGAGUAUCACACAAACAUAAAAAGAGUAAGAAAAAAUCAAAAGAAAAAGAUUCUUAUAGGGAUAAAUCUCACAAGCAUAAAAGUACAAAAAAGAAAAAAAGAGACAAAAGUUGA